Branchiostoma floridae (Florida lancelet) is the source of this 2484-nucleotide messenger RNA. RefSeq names its product probable tubulin polyglutamylase TTLL9. Gene Ontology annotation, biological process: microtubule cytoskeleton organization; protein polyglutamylation. Gene Ontology annotation, cellular component: cilium. The coding region runs from base 198 to 1514 and encodes 438 amino acids. The record is from RefSeq and is a predicted model, not a curated record. Gene Ontology annotation, molecular function: tubulin-glutamic acid ligase activity; tubulin binding. The transcript is spliced from 17 exons. Lineage: Eukaryota; Metazoa; Chordata; Leptocardii; Amphioxiformes; Branchiostomatidae.
GGUUUCUGGCACGACGUAGGAAAUUCUUUGCCCGAAUCGGGACAGGGUGGCGCCGGGCUGGUUCUGGGCAAAACUGGGCAGCUUCUGUCUCAUAGGGGUCACUUCCGGGUCACGGGAGGGCUUCCGGUUAGAAGGGUCGAAUUGAAGUAAAGAAGCCUGUAAGAAUUCACUAGGUGAUAGUUUUGAAACAUCCAGCCAUGUCAAGGACUCAAAAACAGCCGAGCUAUCUUGGGAGACCGAUACAGAAGAAGACAAUUGGAGACCGUGUGGUGAGGUUCAGAACUGCUCUGUCCAACACCAUUCUGGAUGUGCUGAAGGGCAGAGGAUGGCAGGAGGUCCAGGGAGAUAUGGAGUGGGACUUCUACUGGUGUGACGUGGGUUGGAUGCGAGAGGUGUUUGACCACUUCUACAUGGAGGAGCACUGCCGUAUCAACCACUUCAGGAACCACUAUGAACUGACACGAAAGAAUCUGAUGGUGAAAAAUCUUAAGAAGUUCCGUAAGCAGGUGGAAAGAGAACAGGGAAAACUAGAGGCCUCCAAAUGUGAUUUCUUCCCUACAACAUUUGAACUACCAUCAGAGUACCACAUGUUUGUGGAAGAGUUCAAAAGGAACCUGGGAAGCCUGUGGAUCAUGAAACCUAUUGCCAAGGCUCAAGGCAAAGGAAUCUUCCUCUUUAGAAAGCUGAAAGACAUCACAGACUGGAAAAAGGAAAGUUACAAGUCUCAGGAGGAGAGAAGAAAUGAUGAUAAGGAGCCGGUUGAGACGUACAUCGUACAGAAGUACAUCGAGAACCCGUAUCUCAUCGGGGGCAAGAAGUUCGACCUCAGGGUGUAUGUGCUGGUCACCUCUUACAUCCCCCUGAAGGCCUGGCUGUACAGGGAAGGGUUUGCGCGUUUCUCCAACACCAGAUACUCACUGGACUCCAUAGAUGACACCUACAUCCAUUUGACUAAUGUGGCUGUACAGAAAACUGCUCCUGACUACGACCCAGAGAAGGGCUGUAAAUGGUCCCUGAACCAGCUAAGACAGUACCUGAUAGCAAGACAUGGGAUAGAGGCGGUUGAAGACAUGCUGAAGAAGAUGGACGACAUCUUCAUCUACAGCCUGCUGUGUGUGCAGAAGAUCAUGAUUAACGACAAACACUGCUUCGAGCUGUACGGCUAUGACAUCAUGCUAGACGACAAGCUCAAACCGUGGUUGAUCGAGACAAACGCCUCCCCCUCGCUCACAGCCAGUAACCAGGAAGACUACGAGCUGAAGUGUCGGCUCCUGGAGGAUACGCUAAAUGUGGUGGACAUGGAGGGAAGGCUCACAGGGAAGGAGAAGAGAAUCGGUGGGUAUGACUUGAUGUGGAACGAUGGACCAGUGACACUGGAGGAGGGAGGACUUGACUGUAUGUCUGCUCCAACCUACACCACUAAUACACAUCUAGGUUGUUUUAAUGACAGAGAGAAGCAGCUCAAACAACUGUUCCGGUCCCUGCAGAUGGCCAAGAAGACCACAACUGUAUAGAUUAGAUAAUGAUUACAAUGUAAUGCCACACCAAUUUAUUUCCUUGGUUAUUGAAUAUCAAGACAAAUUUUGCAAGCUGUCAAGAUGAAUACAGAUGGCAACUAGGGAGGAAAACUUAUUACAUUUUAUGUAUCAGUCCUGAAAUUUUAUGCACCAAUUAAGGUGAAGCCCUCAGGGUCUGCUCUUGAAUUAAGGUUUUAAAUAAGUGUUAUUUUUUUUAAAUCUGAGAACCAACAAAUAAAAUUGGUGUGGCCUAACCAUUGUUUGCCAUGCUUGAUGGUCUAUCCAAGUUGCCAGAAUUAUGAUUAUUAUGAGAUUACAUCCUUGAACAGUUUCAUCAGGUUCAAAGUUCUUUGUACACAACCAAGUUUGAAGACUGACGUUUCAGACUGCAUUGUAUUGUAAACCCCACAGGUACUACCUAUCUGCAUGUGUAAAUACUUAACAUUUUGGACUGCAUCUGUUAACAGGGACACCUACUUGUAACUUGCAUAACAGUACCAGUUAGAAGUGUCCUAAGGAUCUGACAGAUGGUCACUAAAAUGUUAGUAUUGAAAUGCAAUACUUGGUUGCAUGGAAUUGUGUACAAAAAACUUUGUUAUCUAUUAUGUAAUUACAGUAACAUAAUCAUGACAUCAGAAACCUGCACAUUUGCAAGUCCAAAUAUUCCAGGGUUGACCAGACAACAUGACAUGAAGUACUGACAGCUUAUAGCAAUAAUAGGCUCAUGAAAUGCCCUUUUUGUUGAGUUUGUCAAAAAGUUUGUUGUUCUUCCACCAAACAGUUAGUGUGUGUGUGUACGACUACAUGCUCAGUUCUAAUACAAUAUGAGGUGCCUAAAGUGACCAAUCCUGCAUAGGAAAUAGAGAAACUACAUGUAUGAGAGAGUAAGUCUGGGAUUUUUUUUUACAUAAUGUGAUGCACAAUUUUCCCACCAAAAAUCUUCCAACAGGGCUUUUAAGGGUAGAGA